Messenger RNA from Nannospalax galili (Upper Galilee mountains blind mole rat), 1735 nucleotides. It is a transcript of the gene Rabl2b, whose product is annotated as RAB, member of RAS oncogene family like 2B. Lineage: Eukaryota; Metazoa; Chordata; Mammalia; Rodentia; Spalacidae. Gene Ontology annotation, cellular component: endosome; Golgi apparatus. The record is from RefSeq and is a predicted model, not a curated record. Bases 225 to 935 code for a protein of 236 amino acids. Gene Ontology annotation, molecular function: GTPase activity; GTP binding. The transcript is spliced from 9 exons.
GGCUGGACUGAGCGGUCCGAGGGCUGUUUGGGGCAAGCGCGUCGGUGGCGUCCCGGGUCCCCCAGCCCUCGCGAGGCCGCAGUGAGAACAAAGCGCCCCUCGAGAGCCCCGGGCCUUGGGAGGAUGGGGCUAGGCAAGGCAGUUGCGCGCGGCCUUACGGAAGGUGGCGGCCAGGCUUGACUGACAAGAUUCCACAGCUGGCUCUUGUCUACAUCCAGGGGCUAAUGGCUGGCGACAAAACCAAGAACUGUGAGCUGAACCAAAAGAAAUAUGAUGCUCAUGACAACGUGAAAAUCAUCUGCCUGGGAGACAGUGCAGUGGGCAAGUCAAAGCUCAUGGAGAGGUUUCUCAUGGAUGGAUUUCAGCCACAGCAACUGUCCACGUAUGCUCUGACUCUGUAUAAGCACACAGCCACUGUAGACGGCAAGACCAUCCUUGUGGACUUCUGGGAUACAGCAGGCCAGGAGCGGUUCCAGAGCAUGCAUGCCUCCUAUUACUACAAGGCCCACGCCUGCAUCAUGGUAUUUGAUGUCCAGAGGAAAAUCACCUAUAAGAACCUGAGUACCUGCACAGAGCCUCCAUUGACCCUCUCUCCAAACUCUUCCCUUUCCCUGGAUGGACAGGCCAAUGCCCUACUUCUCUCUGCAGCAGAUAUACAGAUGACACAAAAAAACUUCAGUUUUGCCAAGAAGUUCUCCCUGCCCCUGUACUUUGUCUCAGCAGCCGAUGGUACCAAUGUUGUAAAGCUCUUCAAUGAUGCAAUUCGAUUAGCUGUGGCUUACAAACAAAGUUCCCAGGAUUUCAUGGAUGAGGUUUUACAGGAGCUCGAGAACUUCAAGUUGGAGCAGAACGAGGAAAAUACAGCAGACCAAGAGCAGAGUGACAGGUCAAGAACCCGUCUCCCCCUUGAUCAGAGGACAGCAGCAUAUAGAUGAGUUGGGGUGCUGGGGAGCCUUUUGGAAUACUCAUACAUCUCUGGAGAACUUCUCCAGGCUACCCCUGCUCAACUUCCUGCAAAUUCACUGUCCUGUGGUUCAGGAUGAGGUCAAAACAAGCACACUGGACCAAUGUGACAUCCCACCAACUUCCAGCAGUAGAGUGAGGGACCAGUCAGUGUCUCACAUCUCCCCAUCCCACCAGGCAGUGUAGAAUCAGUGAAUAUGUUCAUGUGAUUUAGUGGACAUUUAGAUGUUUGUAGUUUUUCAUUCCAAACUGACCUCAGGGACCUUGACCUGCCAAGAGAAUGAUUGCUAACCCAAUUGCCCCAUUCCCCUGCAGCACGUGUGACACCUAUGUCCCUUUUCCCUUUGAGUCUCCCCACAAACUUUUUUAAACAAUGUUUUGGACAGACAACUGUUCAUUUCAGAUUUUAUUUUUUUUUUAGUACUGAGUGUUUCAGGACCACUUCUGGGUCAGGCUGAGAUCACAGGAACAAGUUUGCAUUACAGUUAAAUAGAAACAGAUGACAAGUCUAGCCGUAUCUGGUAAUGCACACAUUACUGUGCCCCACCACAGGAACCACAGUUUCUUUCAAAGCCUCCCUCAGAAUAGGAGGCUGUCCUCCAUUUCUCUAGGAUUAGUAAAAACACACCUUCUGUAGGUGUCGGAGAACUACAGAGGAAGACCUGCUGCCUGAAGCUAGUUGGCAUUUAUGAUUGUCCAGCAUCAUCUGAAUUUUAUUCAUUGUUUUCUUUGUAUUGUAUCCUUUUUUACAAUAAAGAUUAAAUUUCACAAA